AUGCCGGGACACGUGAAUUUGGCGCGGUGCCGUGAAGUGUUACAGAUUAAUGAUGAAGAGAGAUCGGCAGGAGAAAGCCGGCACAGGUCGCCUCUGCCCGCGGCCCUGUCAUCUCACCUGGCUUUUAUGUCACAGCCGGUGGGCAGCAGAAGCCAUUUCUAUGCUCCGCUUCUCCAGGGGUGGACAGAUGAUGGCUUUUUUAAUCAAAGGCGGCUAAGACAGCGGGAGGAUUGGAAGCUGGCGCCGGGGAUCGCACUUAUGGCCACGCCACGCCCUGAUGCUUUCACAGGAUAUCACCGCGGGAUGAACUGUGACCCGGGAGCAGCGGUGUGA
Molecule: messenger RNA, 333 nt
Organism: Knipowitschia caucasica
Lineage: Eukaryota; Metazoa; Chordata; Actinopteri; Gobiiformes; Gobiidae
Source: the annotation of a GenBank genome assembly